ACAGCAACGUUACUGUAAGUUAGCUGAGCUCCGAGUGGGUAUUUUUUGCGGCAUAGUGAUAAUUUGCUGUGUUGCAACAGGGGAUGAAGUCGAAACAUGCAACAGUACUGACAUGAGCAGCUCAGACAGACUGCACUGUGUCGUCUUCAGAGGUUAUCUCUGCUCUGUCAUGUUGAGGGUUUCUCUCAGAGCUCCCGAGGAACAGCCACUGUCAUUUCUUAUCUCAACAGCUGGGUGGAGUAAAAGUCGGUGUCAACACGUUCUUCAAAGGGAAUUUCUCAGAAAGCUCAAGUGUAUAUACUCAGGAGCCGGUUAGACAUCUCAAUUAAAGGCUGAUCAGUCUAAAGGGGUUCGAGGCACAGAGGAAGUCCGACAGCUGAAUGGUUUUUGGCAGUGUCACGUGGAACGAAAGUGAUACUUGGGUUUUUUCCCUCCUAUUUUCGUUUUUUUUCUUUUCUUUUUUCUUUAUUAAAGGACAUCUUAAGUAGGUUAGUGUCGCGGUGGCUGUGCUUCAGUUCAGUUCAGUUCAUUUCUGGAGCAGAUAAUGGGGGACAGGUGCGCUCCGGAUACGACGGAGAAUGGUCCACACAUGGGAGUAAUAGGUCCAGCUGCCGCGGACCCCAUUGAACACAGCGGGAUCAUAAACAGGGAGAGCGACUUGGGGGUCACUACGCGUCUAUACAGGAGGCGAUGGAUGAUAGUGUUCCUCUUCAGCUCUUACUCUCUGAUCAACGCUUACCAAUGGAUCCAAUACGCGAUCAUCAGCAACAUAAUUAUGAAGUUCUACAAGGUGGAAGCCUUCGCGGUGGACUGGCUGUCUAUGGUCUACAUGCUCACAUACAUCCCCUUCAUUUUCCCAGUCACCUGGCUCCUGGAUAUUAGGGGACUGCGGGUCACAGCGCUGAUUGCGAAUGCGCUCAACUGCGCCGGGACGUGGAUAAAGGUGGCCAGUGCCAAACCGAGCCUAUUCUGGGUCACCAUGCUUGGACAGUUUAUGAGUUCCUUUGCCCAGGUUUUCAUCCUCGGGAUGCCCUCCCGCCUGGCGUCGGUGUGGUUCGGAGCGAAUGAGGUUUCCACCGCCUGCUCCAUUGGAGUUUUUGGCAACCAGUUGGGUAUUGCCAUUGGGUUCCUGGUUCCACCCAUCCUCGUGCCUAACGUGGAUGACAUGGACGAGCUGGCACAUCAUAUCAGUAUCAUGUUCUACAUUAGCGCAGGCAUGGCCACCGCCAUCUUGGUCCUUGUGGUCAUCGUGUUUCAGGAGAAACCUGAGAUCCCACCCAGCCAGGCCCAGGCACAGGCCAGGAACAUGCAGCCUGAUGAGUACUCCUACACAGCCUCCAUCUUGAGUCUGCUGCGCAACAAGCCCUUCAUGCUCCUGGUGGUCAGCUAUGGCUUGAAUGUUGGCUGCUUCUAUGCUAUUUCCACACUGUUGAACCGGAUGAUCAUUGAGCACUAUCCUGGUGAAGAGGUGAAUGCUGGGAGAAUCGGUCUGACCAUUGUCAUUGCUGGCAUGGCGGGCUCUCUCAUAUGUGGCAUAUGGCUGGACAAGACCAAAACCUACAAACAGACCACCUUGGCCGUGUAUAUCCUUUCUCUAACUGGGAUGCUGGCCUACACCUUCACCCUCAACUUGGGUCACCUGUGGGUGGUGUUCGUUACAGCUGGAGUUUUAGGUUUCUUUAUGACAGGAUACCUGCCUCUGGGUUUCGAGUAUGCAGUAGAGCUCACCUACCCAGAAUCGGAGGGGACCUCGUCCGGACUGCUUAACUGUUCAGCUCAGAUCUUUGGAAUCAUUUUCACCAUAGCUCAGGGAAAGAUCAUGGAUUACUGGGGAACUUUAGCUGGCAACAUAUUCUUGUGCAUCUUUCUGCUAAUAGGAACAGUGGUGACAGGAUUUAUCAAAUCCGACCUCCGACGGCAGAAGGCCAACCAACAGGUUGAGGUGCAGACAGUGAGUACAAUUACUGCUGAUCUGGAAAGAGGAAUCUCUCCACCUGAAAUCUUGAAAGAGGUGAGGUUGUGAGGAAGACAGAUAUUUCUCUGUCCAAGAUCUCAGAAUAUCACCGUGUACAGAUUAAAAACAAAUAAGACACAUUAAAAAACAACAACAAAAACUGACAUAUCGAGACGCACAAUCAUGCACAAACGACUGAGGAGCUGAAAGCUGUGAACUGUAAGAACAUGGAGGCUGAAUCACAGAGAACAGUGUUGCUUUACGGAGUUCUGUUUGGACUCUGUGAUGCAGAAAUCCACAUUGGUAUUACACCCCAAACCACCAUGGGGGAAUGCACUUUCAAGGUUUUUACAUCAUGGGAUGAUGGCAUUUUACAUGUCUUGUUAGGUGUAAUGUAUCUGCCACUUUAGUGACUCCAACCUUCAAUCUAACUGAAUGCCUUUCCUAGUUUUCUUCUGACCGGUGUUAAUGUAGUGUUUUAUGCAUUUGACUGGCAAUAUUGAAAGUUUUCUAAUAUAUGACCAACAUUGUGUGUAAUUGAACUCUCUCUUUACAUUGAUGAAGGUGUCUCAUGUUAGUGUUCUGUGUUUAGAAUAUGUGUAUUCAAUGCAGAUUAAGGACUACGACGUGUUUACCUGUCAGGCAGCCAAGUCACCUUUCGCCUAAUUGAGGCUUUCGUAUCUGUCGUCUGCCGUUCAGGAUGACAGUAUUACUUGUGAAUACUGCUGAUGCAAUGUAUCUGAGUUCGCUUUGGGGGGGGCGGUCAAUAUUGGCCCCAUUUUACUGUGAUUGACUUCUUUAAAAAGACACAAGAGGCGAGAAUGUCCGGAACGUAAAGGAUGUCAGCACAGCGGAAAAUAAGAACAACACAAUGGGAGAUUGCGACUAAUCAGAUCUACUGCCCUUGUCAUUUUGCACACUUUUUAUGUGUACUUUUUACUUUUGGUACUGUAGAAUUAUACAAACAGGCGACAAAUCGAAGGGAAAUCCAUCAGAAAUAUGUCUUGGGUGUUGGGCCAAUACAUGCCAGAGUCGGAGUAAUGCAGCUCAGUUCUUGUGGAAAAUAUUACCUAAUUUUGUGUGAAUAAUUGUAGUGGCAAGCAAACAUAAGAUGGCCAAAAUCUCCUCUUUAUGGUCAAUGUGGUUAAAUUCUGAUGACUUUAAAGGCUUAACACAUCUUAUUUUUUAUAGUCAUUAAGUGUCCCAAGUGUCCAACAGAUGUGGCCUGAUCUGAGCACCACUUUGCACAGUUGUGCACCGAUCCUGAGUGGACCUAAACAGUGCCAAUCAAAUGCCCUCCACCUGUUAGAGCCCAGGGUCAAAGGCUCAAGUGGUUUAGUGUUUUCCUUCGUUUUGUUGCCUGUGUGUAUUUUAUGCUGUGUAACCAGUAGUUGUACAAAUUUUUACUUCAGGUAUUUUUAGGAAGUUGUCUCGAAAUGUUGAUAUUUAAUUAGGACUUUUAUGUGUCUGUGAGAGGUUCUAGUUAAUCUUAGUCUUAGGCACUUUAAAGUGCUGUGAAUUUUCCACACCCUUAGAGUUUUUGUUAUUUUGGCAUGAUGUGUAGUUGAUCCAGUCAAUAAGGAAAAAAUGAAACUGCAAUACAAACUAUGGGAUUUUGAACACUGUACCAAAAACAGAAACUAAAUUAAGAACAAAUCUAUAUAUUUAUAGAUAAAUAAGCCCUAGCUAAAUGUGUCUGUGUAUUUUUGUAUUUCACCACAAUGUGGCCAUGUUUAAAUCAGGAGAUUUAUGCUUUCUUUAACCCAAAUAUGAGAACAGAACAAAACUGGGAUUUCAGUCUUUAGCACAAACCGUGCAAAAACACAA
Maylandia zebra (zebra mbuna) is the source of this 3781-nucleotide messenger RNA. Lineage: Eukaryota; Metazoa; Chordata; Actinopteri; Cichliformes; Cichlidae. The record is from RefSeq and is a predicted model, not a curated record.